GUAGACACACUUCAGGUAGAAAAAGAAUCCACAUCCAUCACUCCAGCAUUUACCAGAGUUUUACCUCAGUCAGUUGGAGAAGAAAAUGGGUUUGUCUGAGUUUGAGAUUAAGCUUGCCAGGGAGGUUAAGAAAUACCCCAAUCUUUACAGUUCAAGAGAUACAAUAAUUAAUUAUCAUGAUUGGAUUAUAGUAGCUCAUAUUCUCAGCAAAGGUAAAAGAGAAAUGGACUUCAGCUUUUGCAGGACAACGUGGGAAAAGUUGAGGAAAAACUAUGUCAGAGAGCAUAAUACAAAGAUCAAGAGCGGCAAUUCAAGUGUUGGACUAAAAGAUCCGGAGAUAUUACAGGAGUUGAACUGGCUUUCCCCCUUCAUAAAACACAAAGCCCAACCGACCAACAUUCCAGGAGGAGAGGGUCUGGUAGCAAGAGGGCGAGGAGAGACUGGAGGCAGUCGUGAUGCGUCGUUGGACAGAUACCAACAUUUCAUCACCUUGUCCACCCCUGCAGCAGACGGCACCUUUACCCCUCCUGUAACCACACACAUCAGACCCUUCAGACACAUGUCCACCCUAACACAGUCUGGGGACGGCCUCUCUUCAUCUCAACCAAGCUCCAGUUCUACCAGUGGACCAGUCCAACCAAGGAAGAGGACACAGGACAGAGUAGAUCAAGCCCCCAGAAAGAACCCUAAGAUUGCUGAUAAAACCAGAGAGCAUGGGGUCAGUAGUGUGGGAGGUAGUGAUGAAGGUGACGCCUUACAUGUUCUGUUAGCUGUCGCGAGAGGACAAGGAGAGACUGGAGGAAGUGGUGAGGGGUCGAUGGACAGAUUCCCCUGUCGUUUCACCCUCUUGUCCACCCCUGAAGCAGACAGCACCUUCACCCCUCCUGUAACUACAUCCAUCAGACACCCCAGACUAGGGUUGCAAAGCUACCGACCCACAUCUACUCUGAAACAACAGUCUGUGGACGGCCCCACUACGCCUAAACCAAGCUCCAGCUCUACCAGUGGACCAGCCCAACCAAGGAAGAGGACACAGCACAGAGUAGAUCAAGCCUGCAGCAAGAACCCUAAGAAUGCUGAUAAAACCAGAGAGCAUGAGAGUCUGGUAGCGAGAGGACAAGCAGAGACUGGAGGCAGUGGUGAGGCGUCGAUAGACAGAGACCUCUGUCGUUUCAACCCAGCAGGCAGCACCGUUACCCCUUCUGUAACCACACACAUCAGACCCUUCAGACCCACAUCUACUCUGAAACAGUCUGGGGGCGGCCCCACUACGCCUAAACCAAGCUCCAGCUCUACCAGUGGACCAGCCCAACCAAGGAAGAGGACACAGCACAGAGUAGAACAAGCCCCCAGCAAGAACCUUAAGAAUGCUGAUAAUACCAGAGAGCAUGGGGUCGGUAGUAUGGGAGGUAGUGAUGAUGGUGACGCUUUACUUAGCCAUAUUAUAAUUUCAACGCUAAGUGAAAUGCCGCCUGAACUGAAGUCCCAAGCUAAAUCAGAUAUGCUGAAACUGCUUUCUGCAAUGCAGGGAAAGUUGUCACAGCAUCAGAGUAGUACCAAUGUUAAUCACUGAUCAUGAUUUUCAACAGUGAACUUCCAUCAUUUAUACAUUAGAAUUCACAUCAGUAUACAUUUUAAAUAGUAGUAAAAUAUGUUCUGAAUGCUACUUGUGCAGAUAUUGCAUUAACUAGAUACUAAAGGACAAAGGCUACAUUGACACAGGCAGACCAAUUCUUAUCUUUUGCCAAUACAUGGGCAAAGUAUCAGAAUUAGGCUGCUUGUGUAAACGUAGCCUAAGAAUCCUAGUGUACAGAUUGAAUACUUUUUUCAUAUUCAUUUCAGUUAAAUUUGAAUUUAAUUUGGCAAUCAUAUCCCCAAACAUAUGUUCUUAUAUGACCGAACAGUGUUAUAACCGAGGUCUACUGCGCACCACAAUAUUGUGUUUGCCCUGUGAGCUAAAGCUUAGGCAUUAGUUCAGGGAGCCUCAUUGGCUAGUAGUUACACUAUAUGUUCAAUUGUGGAAGAUGUUGCACCGUCUACAUCUAUAAAUAAUAAAGCUUGCCAACAUUCUUUCCUGUCAUGACUGCUAAUAUGAAAAGCUAGAGUUUUCCAA
Oncorhynchus masou masou (cherry salmon) is the source of this 2113-nucleotide messenger RNA. RefSeq lists its product as uncharacterized. The record is from RefSeq and is a predicted model, not a curated record. Bases 86 to 1573 code for a protein of 495 amino acids. The transcript has 5 exons. NCBI's taxonomy places the organism in Eukaryota, Metazoa, Chordata, Actinopteri, Salmoniformes, Salmonidae.